Ruditapes philippinarum (Manila clam) is the source of this 1192-nucleotide messenger RNA. RefSeq names its product protein shortage in chiasmata 1 ortholog-like. Gene Ontology annotation, molecular function: single-stranded DNA binding; ATP hydrolysis activity. Gene Ontology annotation, biological process: resolution of meiotic recombination intermediates. Gene Ontology annotation, cellular component: condensed nuclear chromosome. NCBI's taxonomy places the organism in Eukaryota, Metazoa, Mollusca, Bivalvia, Venerida, Veneridae. The record is from RefSeq and is a predicted model, not a curated record.
AUUCCUCUGAUGAACUCUACAAGAUGACUGUAAUUCUUCAUGGUCUUGUUAUGGCAUCUGAAAUAACAGUCAACUGUUGCCUUGAAUCAGGCAUAGGAUGUCUGAGUGCACUGCAAGAAAAAUACAAACAUGUUAUUGGAUCCAAUUUGGAUAGCACAAGACAAGUUUUGUUUGAACUCAAAGCACAGUUUUAUGAGAAGAAAAUUUAUCAUCCAAAAGUUGUGACAUUAUGCAGAGAAAUUGAAACCUGGCUAAAGAAAAAGAGAGCAAAAACAAAAGAUUCAGAGCAAAAGAUCUUAAUUCUGGUACAGAGGGACAUACCUAGUUUGCUGAGUUGUUUGAAAAAAGCAUUAAACCUUGGUAAUUUGCUAAGUCCUUGCAUAUUGUCUUCAUCUGAAUCAGAACAUAUAAUAGAUAGCUUAGAUAAACAUAAUUGUGUAAUUGCACCUACAAAGAUGGUUUGUGAAAAUUUCCCAUGGGCGCAGUUCAGCCUUGUGGUAGAAUAUGAAAAUGAAACAUCAUCACAAUGGCAACAACUUUGUGAGAGGCAGCAUAUAAGACAUAUUGUACUUUGUAUACAGUCAGACAAAAAUAAAGAUACAACAACUUUGACUUUGGAAUAUCCUGAAGAACAGAUAUGUCUAAUUGGAUCUCAAAAAGUCGUACAGAGCAUUGAACUUCUACAACUAUUGGAAACAAGACAUAACAUUCUUCUGCUAGUGAGAGAUUAUAGCCUGAUAGGAGGUGCCAAGCAUUUGUUCUUUUCUGAUAUUGAUGUUGAUGCAAGCACAGGAAUUGUCUUAGAAGACAUUAAAGACUUGAAUGAUGAUUGUGCUGUUCAAAACCUUGUUACAAAGAUGGUGGCUCUUAGUUUGAAAUAUGUCAACUGCUGGUUAAUCUUAUUUGCAAACACCAGAACUGGAAGCUACCAGUAUCCAGGCCAUGUCAUAAAUAAUAUUGGUAGAUUACAGGCUGCAGCUGCAAAUUUUGUAGACAAAUCCAGUUACUUUAAAGCAAGGAUAUUGUUUUGUGAAGGUUGCAGUGAGGUGUCCUGUAUAGUUCGAAGCAUUAGUGAGAAUUGUAUGGCUCUCAGCAAAUCAAAAGAACAGUGGUUAAAUAGGACAUGGUUGAGGGAUGAAAUUCAACAGGAUGAAAGGGCGUUACUCAUGCUUCCCUGUCUUAGUUCAUUCAG